Chlamydomonas reinhardtii is the source of this 852-nucleotide messenger RNA. RefSeq lists its product as uncharacterized. The transcript has a single exon. Gene Ontology annotation, cellular component: nucleosome. The record is from RefSeq and is a predicted model, not a curated record. Gene Ontology annotation, molecular function: DNA binding; protein heterodimerization activity; structural constituent of chromatin. The coding region runs from base 126 to 518 and encodes 130 amino acids. NCBI's taxonomy places the organism in Eukaryota, Viridiplantae, Chlorophyta, Chlorophyceae, Chlamydomonadales, Chlamydomonadaceae.
GAGCCGGCUCGGUUCUGGGCGAGCUGCAUAUAAGCACAAGGGGCCCUUACGGCAAACUUACAACGCUUUCAACAUUUACUCACAGCCCUCUUAUCUCGUUUUCCAAGAACCCCCAACUCCAUACAAUGGCUGGUCGCGGCAAGGGCAAGACCUCUGGCAAGAAGGCCGUGAGCCGCAGCGCCAAGGCUGGGCUGCAGUUCCCUGUGGGCCGCAUUGCACGCUACCUGAAGAAGGGCAAGUACGCCGAGCGCAUUGGUGCCGGCGCGCCCGUGUACCUGGCCGCCGUGCUGGAGUACCUGACCGCCGAGGUGCUGGAGCUGGCCGGCAACGCCGCCCGCGACAACAAGAAGAACCGUAUUGUGCCCCGCCACAUCCAGCUGGCCAUCCGCAACGACGAGGAGCUGGGCAAGCUGCUGGGCGAGGUGACUAUCGCCUCGGGCGGUGUGCUGCCCAACAUCCACGCCGUGCUGCUGCCCAAGAAGACCAAGGGCGGCAAGGGCAGCGAGGAGGCCGCUUAAAGCGCCUGACCUCGACUACUCUAACAACAAACUCGGUGUUUCUCAACACCACCAUAUCCUGGCUUUAGGCGGGGCGCGUGGGCUGGUUAGGGCAAGGCACCCGGGCACCACUUUGGCCCAGGAAGGCCUAUGGAAUGAGUGGGACCGCUUUGUGACUCGUGAGUUGGGGCUGAAUGGGUGCCAAACCCUUUUCAGGAUCCGGCUGGACUGCGGCGCUGGGGCUGUCAGUCGGGCAGGGACGGCAGGACGAUCGGAGCCAGGCAGGACGACCGGAGCCAGGCUGAUCCCCUUGCAGGUGCCCCUUGGCUGGGUGCGGAAAGGUGAAAGAUUCCCG